Cercocebus atys (sooty mangabey) is the source of this 723-nucleotide messenger RNA. RefSeq lists its product as uncharacterized. The annotation marks the transcript as partial. Gene Ontology annotation, biological process: regulation of microtubule cytoskeleton organization; negative regulation of G1/S transition of mitotic cell cycle. The transcript has 2 exons. NCBI's taxonomy places the organism in Eukaryota, Metazoa, Chordata, Mammalia, Primates, Cercopithecidae. Gene Ontology annotation, cellular component: microtubule; nucleus; cytoplasm. The record is from RefSeq and is a predicted model, not a curated record.
UUCACCCCCUGCUCCAGCACCCCUGGGCCGUGCACCCCAAUCCCUACCAGCGUCCCAUCGCCUUCGGGCUCAAAGUCAGGGGCCGCUGCCCCUUUCAGACCACUGUUUAACGACUUCGGGCCGCCUUCCAUGGGCUUUGUGCGGGAGAUGAAGUCACCAGCGCCCAGGACUCCCAGAACACCCUACAAGGACCUGCUGUCGGUCAUAGAGGAGAUGAGCAAAGAGAUCCGGCCCACCUAUGCUGGCAGCAAGAGCACCAUGAAGGGCCUGAAGAGAGAUAUCAUCCAUGCCCGGGCCCUAGUCGGAGAGUGCCUAGCAGAGACGGAGUGGAGCGUCCGCACGAAACAGGAAGCCCCUCAGCCUCAGGGUCUGGACCUUUCCUGGCCAUUGCAGAGCACCCGCUUCUCCCUGACCUUCAUCCCGAGCUGCACUAGCCAUCCUGGACUUCCUGUCCUGUGUCCCUUGAUGGUGCCCUCCAGGAACCAAGGGGCGGCUCUCACUCGAGGUGGCAGCACUAACUAUGCCCCCCCAAAAACAAGAGUUAGCAGCGAGGUCCCGGUGAGUGCCACCCAUGACCUGCCAAUAGUGUUGCCCACUGGAGCUUUCUGUGGCCCCACUACGCAGCUCUUCCCAGGACUUCUCCCACUUUGUCCUGAGCCUCCUUCUCUCCCAGCAGGGGCUCAGGCCUGGCACCUCUCUGCCCCAUGUCCUGGGCCACAGUGA